This is a messenger RNA of Verticillium dahliae VdLs.17, 2151 nucleotides long. RefSeq lists its product as uncharacterized. The record is from RefSeq and is a predicted model, not a curated record. The transcript has 3 exons. NCBI's taxonomy places the organism in Eukaryota, Fungi, Ascomycota, Sordariomycetes, Glomerellales, Plectosphaerellaceae. Bases 1 to 2151 code for a protein of 716 amino acids.
AUGCCACCCGAGUUGGUCGCGAGCUCGAGCUCGUCGUCCGGCGUUGACGCCGACGGCGACCACGGCAUGGCCGGGACUGAGCAAGGCGCACGCGUCAGUAGCCAUGAUGAUCUGGCCUCUGUCACCACAGAGCAGCAAAAAGACACAGAGCAGCAAAAAGACACUGAGCAGCAAAAAGAUCCCGUCUCCGUGCCCAACGGCGAGCCUGCUCCUACGACCUCUUCCUCUUCUUCAGUGCAGAUGAAUGGUGGUCAGAUUCCAAAUGGACAGUCGUCAUCGAACGGUCCUCAUGGCCCCUCUGCACCUCAGGCACCCAGCUCGGCAACAAAGCUCGCGUCUCAUCCCAGUCGAGAUCGGGGCACCCCGCCGACACCUCUGUCGUUUGACGAGCAAUUUGCAAGCCUCGGUCGGGUCUUUGAAAAGGCCCCCUCUGACGUGUUGAGACGGCUCGUUCGCGACUACUGGCAGAAGACCCUAGUGGGCUCCGAUUACCACAUGACCUUCGUCAUGCGCAUGGUAGCAGAGCAACUUCCUGCUAUAGGCAAAGACACGCUUCGCCAGCAGCUGGCCACAUUCGUGGCACCAUCUCUCGGCACCGCAGUCGCCCAACAGCUCAGUACAGGGCAGAUUGAUCAGGCCAUGCCUGCGCUCGUCUCCAAGGGGAGCGAUGCUUUCAUGAUAGCCUGUCUCUACAAGUGUCUCGCCACUAUAGGCGCACGACAACUGGUCGACGCCCUGGCUUCCACAAAGCGCCUGGGCUUUGAGUUGACGGAUUCUAUUGAGCACGGAGAACGGAUCCGUCCGGCCAUCGCGAGCGUGCAGACUGAUAUUCAACAUUCGGCUCCCAUCCCUGGUAUCUACCAGUGUGAGGCUUGCGGCCGCCACUUUACCAACAAGGCAGCCCACCUCUACCACAUCUCCAAGCUCAAAUGCACAGAGCCGCCAAAAGGCCCAGUCAUGAGCCGGUGCGCUGCCUGUGGCGCCACCUUUUCGACAGCCGGCGGCGUCGGCUAUCAUGCUGGCAACAACGUCUGUGGAGCAUACAGUCCUGAACCGAACGAUCCACGUCCUCCGCCCGCCGUCCAGCAUCAGAUGUCGCAGCCUCAGCACCAGCAGCAGAUGUCGCAACCUCAGCAGCAGCCGCCGCAGCAACCUCAACCUCAGCAACAGCCUCAGCACCAUCAACCUGUCCAACAUGCCCCCGGCGCACCCGAGCACGCCAUCUCCACGACACCUGUACCUCUGCCGAAGCUACCCUCUGUCGCGUCCGGUAGCGCCAAGCCUUUGUACUGGAAGCCGCCGCUGAUGACAGGGCCCCUGACUCCUGCGAGCAAAGCUCCCCCUACAGACUUGACGCUCGUCCGUAGUGAUGUUCAGGCCCAUACCCAGCGCCCUCUCCAGUCUCAUACUCCGGUCCCGGUUCCGUCGUCUGGCUUCACGCCUGUGCCGGCAAGUCAACACAACCAGCACACGCCACGCUCACAACAGCACACGCCGGUCCAAAGCCACGCGCCAUCUGCCACCAAAACGCCGCCCUACGGCGUUCGAUCAGAGUCUGCUGAACUCCUAAGGGCCCUGGGCGAGCUGACGGAGGAGCAACGCGCCGACUAUUACGAUCGCAUGGCAAAGCAAGAGCAGGCCUACGAAUUGAAGGUGCUGCACGCCAAGCGGGACCUGACCGGCGAGGCACAGGUCACCAAGCUCAAGAGCCUCAAGGCCUGUUUCGCCGCGGCGCAGAGCGGCGUGCGUCAGCGGUUCGGCAUCAAGCUGCGCGGCCGGCGGCCCGCUUCCGUCAAGGCGGCCGAGCACGCUCGUCCCGGCGUUGACGCGACGACGCCCACGGACGGGCGCCGCGCCGCGCAGACGGACCAUGCCCAGAACGGCACGCCUGCCCCACCGCCGGGUCCUCGUGUCGCGCUGUCGGACAUGAACGGCGGGCUUGCGGGGUCUUCUGCGACGGCGGCGACGGAGGACCCGACGGUGCACACGUCACCGUCGCGGGCGCGGAGCGGGUUCGUGGCGCAUAAUAAUCCUUCGCCUGCUCAACUGAGGGAGCGCCUCGGCCAGGCCCCCAAGCCUGCGCGGCCUCUGCCCCCGCCUAUUGAUAUCGAGUCGAGCGACGACUCUGACAGCGACAUUCCUGGCGUCUAG